Molecule: messenger RNA, 4482 nt
Organism: Tachyglossus aculeatus (Australian echidna)
Lineage: Eukaryota; Metazoa; Chordata; Mammalia; Monotremata; Tachyglossidae
Gene: RFX2
Product: regulatory factor X2
Exons: 18
Coding region: 80-2260 (726 amino acids)
Biological process (GO): regulation of transcription by RNA polymerase II
Cellular component (GO): nucleus
Molecular function (GO): RNA polymerase II cis-regulatory region sequence-specific DNA binding; DNA-binding transcription factor activity, RNA polymerase II-specific
Source: RefSeq, a predicted model, not a curated record
AGCAGUCCCGUCGGAGGCUCAGCCCGAACCCCAGGCCCAGCCGGUGAGAGGCAGCACCGCGGCCACGGCUGCAGACCUGAUGAUGCAGAAUUCAGAGGAUGGUACAGAUUCGAUGACCUCUGUGGCACUCCGUUCAGCUGCUUCAGUACAGGCUCCAGUAGUACAGCCCGUGCCAGCCUCUCAGCAGAGGGUUUUGAUCCAGUCUUCUGAGUCUGCUCCUAAAAUUGCACAUAUGCAGCAAAUCCCUGUACCCCGAGUUCAGCAGGUGCCGCAGCAGGUCCAACCUGUACAACAUAUAUAUCCGACCCAGGUCCAGUAUGUGGAAGGAGACGCUGUCUACACUAAUGGAACCAUACGAGCAGCCUAUACGUACAAUCCUGAAGCUCAGAUUUAUGCACCGAGCAGUGCCGCAUCCUACUUUGAGGCCCAAGGAGGUGGAGCCCAAGUGACUGCCGUGGCAGCCUCUCCUUCAGCAAUCCCCUCGCACAGUAUGGUGGGCAUCACCAUGGAUGUUGGAGGAAGUCAGAUCAUCUCCAGCUCCGGAGCCUAUGUCAUUCACGGAGGAAUGGAUAACACUAGACAUUCUCUGUCACAGACGUCACGCUCAUCCCCAGCAACGCUUGAAAUGGCGAUUGAAAACCUCCAAAAAAAUGAAGGGAUUACAUCACACAAAAGCAGUUUACUCAACAGCCAUCUCCAGUGGCUGUUAGACAAUUAUGAGACAGCCGAAGGUGUGAGCCUCCCCCGAAGUUCCCUGUACAAUCAUUACCUUCGACACUGCCAGGAGCAUAAACUGGAUCCUGUGAAUGCUGCUUCCUUUGGAAAAUUAAUUCGUUCUGUGUUUAUGGGACUGAGAACUCGAAGAUUGGGAACAAGAGGAAACUCCAAGUAUCAUUAUUAUGGGAUUCGUCUGAAGCCAGAUUCUCCACUAAAUCGACUUCAGGAAGACACCCAAUACAUGGCAAUGAGGCAGCAGCCUGCACACCAGAAGCAAAGAUUUAGACCUGCUCAGAAGACAGAUGGACUUGGGGACAGUGGAUCCAGUAGCAGUAUUCAAACUACUCCGGAGCAAUCUGUAGCUGCUCAGAGUCAGCACCAUCAGCAAUUCAUAGAUGUAGCCCAUGUCUUUCCAGAGUUUCCAACUCUUGAUUUGAGCAGUAUAUUAUUACAAGAGGAAAUCACUCUGAAUGACAUAAAGACUUUACAACUUCUUUAUAGGAGACACUGUGAGGCCACCUUGGAUGUAGUGAUGAAUCUUCAGUUUCAUUAUAUUGAGAAGCUGUGGCUGGCAUUCUGGAGUUCUAAACCACCAUCUGAGGAUGGCUCCAUCCCCAUGCCUUCCAGUGAAGAGCAUGAAGUUGUUAUCAUCCCAAAGGACAAACUUAUCGCAGUGUGUAAGUGUGACUCUGUUCUGAAAUGGAUGAGAAGCUGUGAUCACAUCCUCUACCAGGCUCUGGUGGAGAUUCUCAUCCCGGAUGUGCUGAGACCUGUGCCCAGUACUUUGACACAGGCAAUCCGUAAUUUUGCAAAGAGUUUGGAAGGCUGGCUGACAAAUGCUAUGAGUGACUUUCCUCAACAGAUCAUCCAUACAAAGGUGAGUGUAGUAAGUGCCUUUGCCCAGACCCUGAGGAGAUACACUUCCCUGAACCAUCUGGCUCAAGCCGCCCGUGCAGUGCUACAGAACACUUCUCAGAUAAACCAGAUGCUCACCGAUCUCAACCGAGUGGACUUUGCCAAUGUGCAGGAACAAGCCUCGUGGGUGUGCCAGUGCGAGGAGGGCCUGGUGCAGAAACUGGAGCAGGAUUUCAAGCUGACCCUGCAGCAGCAGAGCUCUCUGGAUCAGUGGGCCAAUUGGCUGGAUAAUGUGGUCACCCAGGUUCUGAAGCACCAUGUGGGAAGGCCCAGUUUCCCCAGAGCAGCCAGGCAAUUUCUACUGAAGUGGUCCUUUUACAGCUCCAUGGUGAUCCGUGAUCUCACCUUGCGGAGUGCUGCCAGCUUUGGAUCCUUCCACCUGAUUCGCCUGCUCUACGACGAGUACAUGUUUUAUCUGGUCGAGCAUCGGGUUGCUGAAGCCACCGGGGAGAUGCCAAUCGCUGUCAUGGGCGAGUUCAAUGACCUUACUUCCUUGUCAGUAACACUGCUGGAUAAAGAUGACCUCAGUGACCUCGGAAGUGAAGCAGAAGUAGAUUCCCAGAGCAUGAGUGAGCCACCGGUGAAGAGGGAGCUCAGUGACCCGAGCCACUCGCUGCAGGAAAUCUAGCACUUUUAACAUGCUUUUAGCAGAAGAAAUUUCCAGACAUUUCAUAGAGUCUUGAAUUUAUGUUUUCUUGUUUUCCAGAUAUUAGUGCCUCUCUUAGUUUAUUUUCAUGUUUACUCCUCAAGAAAGGGCUGGAGAGGUGGCCCUAGAUAUGUAGAGAUAAAUGUAGUAUUCUUAAAGGGGAAAGCAGCUUAUGAAGCAGGACAGAAAUGCAGAUUGGAAGUGGAGGUGGAAUCCUGUGAAAAGAAGUCCACUUCUUGUUCCACUCCUCUUGAAUGCAUUUUCUCCUCUGGCAUUGCAAAACCCAGGGGCCAAGUCCAGAGCAAAUUGAUAGUCACAUUUGAGAUGACAAAAGUUUCAAGAGGAAUUUGCUUUGGUCUUUUAGUGUUCCCCUCGUCAUAGUCACAUAAAUGCACAUUCAUGCAACCGUUCCCAGUUUUCACUGUGACUGCAAAGCAGGCAGAGCAGGAAAGGAAAGUGACCACGUCCUCUGCCUCACCACAUAUAUGAUGCCUGUUAGACUUUAUUAUCCAGGUUGGUCACAUGGCUCACGCUCUAUAGCGAAGGUGACAUGGUCUCUUGUUUAUAAAUGGUGAAAUGGUCUCUUGUUUAUAAAUGGUGAAAUGGUCUCUUGUUUAUAAGUGGAUGGGAUGAUUUUUCCCGGCUAUGCGUGAUGUUUGCAUAGAUUCCUUUCAGGUUCCGUUGACAGAGAUGUUCUCUCCGCGACCAUUUCACCCGCUGAGCAGCGGAUUGGAUCUGAGAUGAACAGGCAAGCUUAGAACUUGGAAUACCCUGAUGUGGGCUGGACAGUUUCUGCCUGCCUCUAGAAAUACCAAAGGAUUUUAUAGAAAUAGCUAGCCUCCAACUUCAUUCUAGCUUCUGUUUAAGCUCUAAAGCCUAUUGGUGUGAAGACAAAAUUAAAGCACAAUAUAGCCUUUAGAUAACCUUCUUUCGGGGUGGGGAGGAGAAGAAAACAAUAGCCAAUAAGCUUCAGCAGUUGGAUGUAUAUGAGUUGGAAGAGUAAGGGGAAGGCGUUUCGUUUGUUUGUUUGAUUUCUCUGCUCUCUUUAAGGUCGUACGUUACAUCGUGACAAAUUCCCGAAUACCUGCAUUAAAAUUAAACUGAGUCAGGGUAUUCGUUCCCGUGCUGUGACUUCCAAAGCCAGCUAGCCUUUUCACUGUUAUUCUAGUUUCCUAGCCAGGAGAGAAACAAAGUCCUCGAAGUCAGUCAUCCUGAGCUAAUAAUCCUUGAGCAGUCUGGUGGCUGAAGGUCCGAGGACGGGCCUCCGCCCCGGCCUUCUUCUGGCUUCCUCCAUUCAACUACAAAGCAUUCUCUUUAUAAUCUUGAAAACGUUCCACUUCAGGUUUUUCAAAAUCACUGGCACGUAACGUUUGCCUUUUUCUAGCUGUGCGGUAACAAUACUGUAUUGGAACUUGCUGUAAACAAACAAACAAAAAUCCCUUCUGGUUUAGUAAGUUCUAUCGUAAGAAAUAUAAUAGUUUAUUUCCAGAAGCGUGUUUAUACUAGUAGUUUUGUGUUCAGAAACAUGUUUAUGCUGGUAGUUUUGUGCUCAGAUACAUGUUUAUACUGGUAGUAUUGUGUUCUGUUUUGUUUUGCAAAACUUCCUUCUAAAUGUGCUAGGGUAUAUUCUAUCUCAAAUACUUUUCUCGUUCGUGCAGAAGGUACUAACACAACUGAUGCCAUUUUCACUUAUUACUGGAGAAGUGGAAGGAAGGAGGGGUAAGGUGGUAACCCACCCCUCCAUUCCUAUGCACAGAAGAAGCCUAGGCUGAAAGUUUCAGUACGUUGAAGAUGAGAGAAAAGCAGAGAAAAGAUAUUUUUAUUUUAAAAACAACCUAACAGUUUAAAAUGCUUGUCUUGUUCGGUGUUUUAAGACUCUAAAUUUCGAUUUACCUGAAAGAAGUUUUAAGCAAUACCUCCUUUUCUGGAAGAAAUUGAUGUUAAUUGUCAGUCAUGUCAUUUUCAUGGAAUUGGUGUCUCUCUAAGAUCGUGACCAAUAAGGAAAUACGUUUCCAUCUAACGCUAAAGUAUAUUCCUUUGUAAGAUUCCAACAUGGAGACAAUUAGAUAAGAAUAAAGUGCAGGUGUGAACUACGGUGACAUAUUUUCAGUCAACUGCUUUGUUAAGUGCCAAAACUGAUGGGCACAAUCUUGUUUACACUUUCAUAGCGGCAAUAAACAUAUUUGAUGCACCUGUUUCUGAAA